AUGAUUUCCACAUUAAUACCCGGAGAAACACUCUUGAGGACCUGGCUAGACAUCUCUGUGGCCUUGGAAAACAGUCCUGUUAGGUUGGUUCACUCGCUCGCGCCGGACGUGACUCUCAACACAGGCAGGAACCACAAACUCACACAAGGCAGAGGAGACAGUUUCAACGUUAACAAGAGGAUCAAACACACUCUUUCUCUCUCUUUCAGUGGCUGUGACCCGCGAGGAGAGGUCACGGGAGAUCACAGAAGAGGUCACACAAGAGGUCAAACAAGGUCAAACAGGUCACAGAAGACUGAAGGGAUACAAAGAAAACGUGAAUAGAAAAUGAGAGAAAGGAAGGACUGAAGAAAAUUUGAUGUAAACGAGAGAGAGAGAGAGAGAGAGAGAGAGAGAGAGAGAGAGAGAGAGAGAGAGAGAGAGAGAGAGAGAGACAGU
This is a messenger RNA of Portunus trituberculatus (swimming crab), 438 nucleotides long. RefSeq lists its product as uncharacterized. The record is from RefSeq and is a predicted model, not a curated record. The transcript is spliced from 4 exons. Bases 1 to 324 code for a protein of 107 amino acids. NCBI's taxonomy places the organism in Eukaryota, Metazoa, Arthropoda, Malacostraca, Decapoda, Portunidae.